Molecule: messenger RNA, 639 nt
Organism: Mercurialis annua (annual mercury)
Lineage: Eukaryota; Viridiplantae; Streptophyta; Magnoliopsida; Malpighiales; Euphorbiaceae
Product: lysine histidine transporter 2-like
Exons: 3
Coding region: 1-639 (212 amino acids)
Cellular component (GO): plasma membrane
Source: RefSeq, a predicted model, not a curated record
AUGGAGAGAUAUCCGGCAAAAAUCUUUGCAAAAUCUAAGAGAUAUGGCAACAUGUUAGAGGAUUAUGGAUCAUUUUCCAUUUCAAGCUUUGUUUCAACAUUUUUAUUUGCACAACAUAGUUCAAAGAAAAUAAUAAUCACAGAUGCUUGCAGUUACUCCACAAUUACUUUGGAAGCUUCUGUUGAUAAGGGUCGUCGGCCAGAUAUAGAUUACUGCUAUAGAACUUCGACGACUACAAGGACAGUUAUGGAUUUCUUCACCGCCUUAUGGGAUGUAGAUUUUGACUAUCUUGGACAUAAUGCUGCAUUGGAAAUUCAAGCAACUGUGCUAUUUACAGCAGACAAACCAUCCAAAGUUGCUAUGUGGAGAGGAGUUAUCAUCGCGUAUAUAGAUGUGGCAUUGUAUUACUUCCUGUCCGCUUUUCUCGGAUACUACAUGUUCGGCGACGAGCUUCGCAAAAAUAUUUUCGUUUCUCUAGAGAAACGAAACCAGUAUGGCUUAUUGUCAGCCUUUGUGAAACUGUUAGUGAAGGGAUUGGAUUUCAAGCCUAGCGCAGCCCUCCAAUUUGCGAUACAAAAUGCUUAUGUUGGUGAGUACAUGAUUAGAACUCAAAAACAUAGUGUUGGAACUUACUGUUAA